This is a messenger RNA of Saccharomyces eubayanus, 2196 nucleotides long. RefSeq names its product Gid11p (gene GID11). The transcript has a single exon. Lineage: Eukaryota; Fungi; Ascomycota; Saccharomycetes; Saccharomycetales; Saccharomycetaceae. The record is from RefSeq and is a predicted model, not a curated record. Bases 1 to 2196 code for a protein of 731 amino acids. Gene Ontology annotation, molecular function: protein binding.
AUGACCAUUGAUGGUACGGGGCAAUCUAAGGAGGCCUUGCAAGAUGAACGGUUGAAUACCGGGUCUGAUAAGAUCUAUCAGAACUAUAUGAUGCCCGCUUUGGAGCUUUAUGAUGCGAAGGUUUCUAUUAAUCACUGGCAAUUACGGGAUUGUAUCAAGCCGAGCUCCUUGAACCAGAGCAAACUGUAUUAUAUCUACGACCAUUCGAUAAGAGUAUUAGAUACGGACUCUUCCACCUUAAGGCCUUUAGUAAGGCGGCAUCACUCUAUCCAACCGAGUAACGCCAGUAAGCACUCCAUUUCGAAGACAUCCACAAAGGGUAGUAAGGCGACAGGCUCAGUAAUCUCGAAAAAUUUGCACGUCCCUUCCGAAAAACUGGUGGAAUUCAACUUUAAACCAAGAUGUUUUACCGAAUUAAACGGGUUGACUGUUUGUGGUGGGCUCAUUGGCUCUGACGAUAAGGGGUUCCCUUCCAACUGGAACCGUUUAGCUCAGGAUGCAAAUACGUCACUGCCUCCGCCUUCUCAACCGAUUAGCAUUUCCAAAAAUAUUAGUUUUCCUAUAAACUCCCACUAUUCAAAUCCCAAUAUCUGGAAAGGCAUUGUGGAAUUUUACAAUGAAGAAACAGACACUAUGAUGACAUUCACUUUGGGCCAGUUCAUUAACAAUUGUGUUACUCUUCAUAACAAGGCCACGACACAGUUCGAUCUUUUUGCUUGUAACAACGAUGGGCACCUUUAUCAAUGCGAUGUAAGCAGUAGGGAUGUAACAUUAGUGAAACGCUAUGCUGAUUUAAAAUUUCCUUUGAACAACGCUUCCUUGUCGCACGAUGGCCAAACUAUGGUAGUAUCUGGUGAUUCCAAUAAAUUUGCUGUUUACAAACAGAAUGAAUUAACAAGCCAAUUUUCCUUACGUUACGAUAAUAAUCCCUCUUGGGGCAGUUCCUCCCAUCGCGUCAGAAGAAUACCGCGGUUUGCUUUGCCUGAUGAAUCAGAAUGUAUUGAAAAUGUAUAUGAAGCGCCAAACUCAGAUCACGGGUUUUAUAAUUGCUUUUCGGAGAACGAUUUACAGUUUGCAACUGUAUUCCAAAAUGGCACUUGCUUAGUCUAUGAUGUCAGAAAUAUGGCUACCCCCAUGGCAGAAAUUAGUUCAACAAGACCGCAUUCUCACAACGGUGCAUUUAGAGUUUGUAGGUUUAGUUAUGGCCUAGAUGAUUUAUUAUUCGUCUCGGAACAUCAAGGUAGAGUUCAUGUUGUAGACACCAGAAACUUCGUUAACCACCAAGUCAUUGUAAUUCCUGAUAAAGUCAACAUGGAAUACAUAAAUGAACAGAGAAAUAGUUCAAACCCCAGAUUUAAUAUGAACAACAAUAACGACAAUAAUGAUAAUGACAAUAGCAAACACGAAUCUCAUUUUUCUCAAGGGACAGAUUACCGUUCCUUAGCAAGAAGAAGGUUCUCAUUGCCUUCUUUGUCAAACAUAUCAGAACCCUGGAUAACAAUGGCACAAAGAAUCCCUACAAAAUAUUUAGAACCACAAAUUUUACCAUUUCCAAAAGUUAUGGACAAAAUUAGUAACGAAUCAAUCUUAUUUUCUUCGCCACGUAACCCAUCAAACGAGACUUCUCAUCCAAACAAGAGGCGAUGUUCAUUUAGAAUAAGAAGGGUGUCUACAUCGGGUCCAAUUACUGACUCUUCUAAUGGCCACGUAAAUUUGAGCGCGCAUACUACUGAUUCGACUGCAACUUCAUCGUCAAAUUCUGCAUCCCAAAAUUUGAUUGACCCUUUGAUUCUUUCUCACCAGCAAGCACACAAUGAUGUUUUUGAAGAUGAUGAAUAUUAUGAGGCUUAUAAUGACGUUCAUUCAACAUACCGUGUUUCUUCGGACUAUCCUGGUCUCUCACCAAGAGCUUUUGAAAGUUUCCUAAGACCGCCUUCAACUCCUGACUUACCGUCGGAUGAUGACAAUUUUGCCACAAAUAAUAGAAAUAAUAGGGGAACAUCAAAUUUUUUGAGAAGAGCAGUAGUUUCAACUCAAGAGAAUAACGAAUUUCUAGAAGAAAACAAUAUAUCAGGUGUUGAUUGGGUUGAAGACAGAAACGGUAGUUCUUUGAUUAUUGGUACGGAUUAUGGUAUUAUGAGGUGGAAUAUCAACUCAUGGGCAAGAAGGAGUUUCUCUAGUUACGAUUUAUGUUAA